AUGCUUGACCCCUUGGUCCUGGAAGCACCCCCUCCCCGUGUUGGUGCCGACUACAAAUUCUUUCCAAAUGUUGGAUACUAUAAGCUGCACACUGAGAAAAUGAACUGGGAAAAUGCUCGGAGAACAUGCGCAAAGGAAGGUGCGCACCUCGCCAUCGUGAACUCUGAGGCGGAAGAAAAUGCUAUACGCGAAGUAAUGAGAGCUCACUCGUCAGAUAACUUCGCUGCUUUCAUCGGUUUCCACGAUAUUUUCAAGGAAGGGGAAUACGUCACUGUCUUGGGUGAACCUCUGAAAUCGAGUGGCCGCGUAAGGUGGGCAAAGGGGGAGCCCAAUAACGGGAUGUUCCCCGGUUCUCCGGAAGGCGAGGACUGCGGGAAUAUUUACGCGGACGGAACCAUCAACGACUGCAGGUGCACCCUGGAGAUACCAUUUGUGUGCGAACAGAGUCUCUAAUGCUUGUCGGGGCUGACUCUUUUGUAUCCUGCAGUUAGCUGUGAAUUGCUGAAACUUCAACACCUGCGCUUGGUUGCAAAUUAUGGAAGAAACAAACUGCGCAUCAGCUUCUUCUGCCAAUAGGAAGAUGUUACAAAGCAAAACAUAAAAUAAAAAUCAUUUCUUCUUCUGUUAGCGCUGAUUAUUCGUACAAGGAGCCAAUGAGAAUGUUCCUAAGAGCUGCAUUUAUUAUACUGCCAUUUGUAUCAAAAUUUUUCACGUUUAAAUUAACGCUAGAGUGUAUUUACCUUCCGUGCGAAAUGAAAAUU
Messenger RNA from Schistocerca piceifrons (Central American locust), 761 nucleotides. Its product is annotated as hemolymph lipopolysaccharide-binding protein-like. Bases 1 to 453 code for a protein of 150 amino acids. The transcript is spliced from 3 exons. Lineage: Eukaryota; Metazoa; Arthropoda; Insecta; Orthoptera; Acrididae. The record is from RefSeq and is a predicted model, not a curated record. Gene Ontology annotation, molecular function: signaling receptor activity.